Molecule: messenger RNA, 1119 nt
Organism: Peniophora sp. CBMAI 1063
Lineage: Eukaryota; Fungi; Basidiomycota; Agaricomycetes; Russulales; Peniophoraceae
Source: the annotation of a GenBank genome assembly
AUGAACUACUCGAACAACUUGUAUCCUCCUCGCAACGAUGCCACACAGUUGUCCUUCGACUCGUCUUACUCUGCCAACACCAGCCCGAAUCCCGGCUACGACCCCCGUAUGCGUGCUGGCAUGACGCGUACACCCAGUCCGACACCUAGCGAGGUCGAGCUUUUGACCAACAAGGGCUUCAUGUCGGUACCAAAGAUCCGCGAUCUUCCCAAAUACCUUCACAGAAAGUAUAUUGUGAACUGGAUCGUCAUCAUUCUACUUCUUGCCAUCACCAUCUUGACGGUCGCAUUCCAUGACCAGAUUGUGGACUGGUUGAAACCUAUUGGUGACAAAGUGAAAGCUCUUCCAGCAGGCUGGCUAAUACCUGUCGCGAUUCUGAUCGUCAUGUCAUUCCCACCAUUGUUCGGCCACGAGUUCGUCGCCAUCAUCUGUGGUGUUGUGUGGGGUCUCGGUAUAGGCUUCGGUAUCGUCGCGCUCGGUACUCUGCUAGGCGAGAUCGCCAACUACCUCGUCUUCCGCUACAUGUGCAGCGCGCGCGGCGAGAAGCUGGAAAAGACGAACAUGAAAUACGGUCUCUUAGCCCAUGUCAUCCGGGGGGAGGGGUUCCUCCUCAUCCUCAUGAUUCGACUGAGCGCCAUCCCGCCUCAUUUCACUACUGGUGUAUUUGCAACCAUCAAGAUGAACUUCUUCGUCUUCCUUGCGGCUGCAGUCCUCUCGUUACCGCGUCAAUUCGCCACGGUGUAUCUCGGCGUGCUCGCCGAGCAGGAUAAAGACACCGAAACGAAGGGCCAAAAGAUCGCCACCAUCGUGGUCAUUGUCGGCACGAUUUUGAUCACUAUCAUCGCCAUGCGCUACGUCAACCGCAAGAUCGACGCCGCGAAACCUGAUUUCGUCUACGCACGCCGGAAGGCCCGCCAGGCGGGUGGUCAAUUGGGCGACGUCGAGCGCGCCAAUGGACAUAUCCCCGCGAGCUCGGUAGACGUUCUCAUCACCCCCCAACCCAAGCCCGCCCGUCUCAGCGAUGAAGUGCGGAACAAUGCUGGCUCGGGUGUACCUCAAUAUUCGCCACCCACAUACUACGUCCAGCCGCCGCCGGGUCCGCCGCCGCGCAGGUACUGA